Molecule: messenger RNA, 882 nt
Organism: Rotaria sordida
Lineage: Eukaryota; Metazoa; Rotifera; Eurotatoria; Philodinida; Philodinidae
Source: the annotation of a GenBank genome assembly
AUGGAACGUUUUCCUGUUUAUUCAAAUCCAUCUAAGAUAUUGACAGAUGUUAAAUUAUUAACAGGUGUAGAUUUGGAUCAUUCUGUUAAAGAAAAAAUGAAUUUGCUUUCUAAUAAAAUUUGUUCUAAUGAUAAAUUUUUAACAGAUGAUCCAAUUGUUCGUUGUUUUAAAAAACCAGUUACUCCUCAACCAACAAUGGUAAUUGAGGAAAACGAUAUUAAAAUCUACGUGGAUUGGACCUUCAUUUGCUCAUCGAAUUCUAUGGAACAAUCUUUGGCUUUAGUUGUUGGUUUAUAUUGUUUGAUGAAUCUUACGUUUCCAACGUAUCGUACUGUUGUUAGAUUUUUAUAUGUUUAUUUCAUGAAUGAUAAGCAACAACAAUCAAAUGUCAUUCGAAAAUUUUGUAAAGUAUACAACAUUCAACUUCAAGAUAAUCCUUCAUCAUCAAAUGCUGCAUUACUGGAAGAAACAAAAAUUAAUGAUACGUAUUUAAAUGAUAGACGUGAAAACAAUGAAGAACAAAAUAUAUCUUUUGAACUUCAAACGACAACAUCAAUUCAACCAACAUCGAUGGAAUCAACAUCACGUGAAUCAACAUCAAUUGAUUCAAUAUCAACUGAGUCAAUAUCAACAGAAUCAAUAUCAAUGGAACCAAUAUCAAUAGAAUCAACGUCAACAGAAUCAACAUCAAUGGAACCAAUACCAACUGAACCAAAACGAAUUGAACCAACAACAUGUGAAAAACCAACAGCAUUUCAACAACAAUCAAAUCGUAAACGCAAAGCAGAAGAAAAACAUGAUUAUGAGCAACUGUCUCUGGAGAUUGAUGCAUCGAAACAAAAAAUAACGAGAAAUCUCCGACCAAAACGACACAGACAAUAA